AUGAUCAAUGCCGUUCCACACCAACUUCGUAAAAGAGAAACUAAAUUUGUUCUCUGUAGUAUGCCAGCAAUUGAACAAAUCGAUGUAACAGUCACACCUGACCCUAUUGUUUCUAAAAAACCCGCGACUUAUACUGUUUCCGGUAAAUUAAGUCAUGCUAUAAUCGCAAAAAAAACUUCACUUGGAGUUAGUUAUCUCGAUGCGGACGGCAGUGUUCCCUUAAGUGACAUUUAUUUGCUGCCUUUUGAUAAGUCAUAUAAAGCAGGAGAAAAAUUUACUAUUACAGCAAAAGAUGUUCCAACACCUAAACUUUCUAAAGUAUACGAUACUUACGUUGUUAUUUGGGAUGAAGAACUUGGAACAAUUGCCUGUGCAUUUGCAGAAUCUGGAGGGAAAUCUGGAGAAGACACUGUUAGACUUGAGCCUUCCUGGACGCGACAUUUCAACGGAUUAUGGGAAAUGGGAAUAUGGUAG
Rhizophagus irregularis DAOM 181602=DAOM 197198 is the source of this 474-nucleotide messenger RNA. RefSeq lists its product as uncharacterized. The record is from RefSeq and is a predicted model, not a curated record. NCBI's taxonomy places the organism in Eukaryota, Fungi, Glomeromycota, Glomeromycetes, Glomerales, Glomeraceae.